Molecule: messenger RNA, 201 nt
Organism: Postia placenta MAD-698-R-SB12
Lineage: Eukaryota; Fungi; Basidiomycota; Agaricomycetes; Polyporales; Adustoporiaceae
Exons: 1
Source: RefSeq, a predicted model, not a curated record
UAUGUCAGCCGGUUUGCACACAAGUUCAGUUUGCUGAUGAAAGUACGGGGUGCAGGUCCAUGUUUGCGCAAACUCAAGGAUGACAUGGAUCCAGUUAUGGAGCGCAUCGAACAUCGCACUACGGCGGUGCAGAAGCAGCCUAGUGCGUGGAUGAUCGAUGAUCACUGGCAUCUUGUGCAUGGCAAACACAGAGGUGCUGCU